CCGAAAUGACCGUUAGGCCGCUCCACCUGCCCGAAACGUCGUCUUCCGCAGCUUCGCUUUACGAUGUUCGGGUGAAAACCGUUGCCUUCAAUUAUAUUCUUCCCCCCAUUCAUGUCGUCCGGUCUUUUCCUGCUCGUAAAUCUUCGCGGCAUAUCCGUUUCUACGAGCUUCUUGCUGAGAGUGGUUUCAAUUUUCCUGUGCAUGAUUUUUGGUCGUUGAGAUGAGUUCCGGCUUGUUGAUGUUGCUGUACGGGAGGGUUCCUCCCAUCUACCAAUGGAUAUGACAAAUUGUGGUAUCACUAACGAAUCAAACUCUCAACUUCGUGAAGCUUAAACAAGACACCUUCGUGAAGCUUAAAACCUUGUUUAGGAAGGAAAUUUUCUAACCGGAGUGUUGUCAACGAUGGAAACCAUUAAUGGUGAUGUUGGUCGGAGCGUGAACAAGCCCAUUGCACCCACCGCAAAUGAGGAAGAUGUCUUGAGCUCAGACAAGAAACUGAGGAGUCGGUCUAAGGGCUCCAUGGGAAAGGCCACAGAUUCUUCUUCGUCCCCCUCUUCUUCGAGUAGUGGAUCUGAAAAUGAAUUCCAAUUGGAGGCAAGUAAAUCGGAAAAUGCCGUAAGCCAGAAGCCUUCACAUACGUCGCCUCCCGAGCACGAUCAAUCAGAAAAAGCCUUGACAUCACCACUUGAAAAAUCCAGUGAGGGGAGAAGAGAUGACUUGGGAGCGCAGCCCGGAUUAACACCGGAACCCAUGGGCGAUGAGCAGAAGAAAUCAAUAAAAGAUGGCGUUCUUGAUGGUCUACCAAUGGAACCGCCGCCGGUCCAGGCGAUGGCGCAGGCGGACGAUGGUGACAUGUAUCGAAUCCCAUCCUCUGUUUUCGCAAGGACAAAAUCUCAUGCACCCAUGGAAUGGAGCAUGGCAUCCAAUGAGUCGCUAUUCAGUAUAGGGGGUUCAAGUUUCUCGAGGGACCAUGUAUUUCUGCUAGAGAAGUCUGGUGAGCUUGACAUGUUCACCUUGAAUGCUCUGCAGAACUGUUCAAUUCCGACAACGCCGGGUUCAAAUAAUGCGGGGAUGAUGGGGUUGGAGGAGCCAAAGCCAGUUAAUGUUGAUGCAAAUGAUACUACACGUGAUGGAGGGAAAACGCAGAAGCAAGUGACUAUUGCAGGAGAAAUGCAUGUUGCUGAUCAUGGUGGUGAAGAAGAAAAUUUACCUGUGUCUUCUGCUGCUCCCCAGUCACCAAGUCCUAGACCUUCUUACUGUAGCAGUGCAAGCGCAAAAUCUUUCACCUUUCCCAUAUUAACAGCGGAAGAAAAGAGUGGCUCUGUGAAGGUGGAACCAGAUCCUCCCCAACAGCCUAUUCCUAUCGAACAAACAAGCUGGUUUUCUUGUAUAUACUGUUGCCCACGCUGCUGUUGACAGAAAACACACUCACUUGUGUUCCCAUGAGAUUUUAUGUCUAUGAGCCAUGUGAGAAUAUGCCCAUCGAUUUUGCUUAA
This is a messenger RNA of Nymphaea colorata (pocket water lily), 1496 nucleotides long. RefSeq lists its product as uncharacterized. The record is from RefSeq and is a predicted model, not a curated record. The transcript is spliced from 3 exons. Lineage: Eukaryota; Viridiplantae; Streptophyta; Magnoliopsida; Nymphaeales; Nymphaeaceae. The coding region runs from base 403 to 1416 and encodes 337 amino acids.